Messenger RNA from Achroia grisella, 1778 nucleotides. It is a transcript of the gene +nsd-2, whose product is annotated as sodium-dependent nutrient amino acid transporter 1-like. Gene Ontology annotation, molecular function: L-amino acid transmembrane transporter activity. The record is from RefSeq and is a predicted model, not a curated record. Gene Ontology annotation, biological process: sodium ion transmembrane transport. The transcript is spliced from 12 exons. Lineage: Eukaryota; Metazoa; Arthropoda; Insecta; Lepidoptera; Pyralidae. Gene Ontology annotation, cellular component: membrane. Bases 34 to 1770 code for a protein of 578 amino acids.
CGUUCGAAAGAUCGUCCAAAAUGGGACAAUCAAAUGGAAUUCCUGAUGUCCUGUAUCGCCACGUCUGUUGGCCUCGGUAACGUUUGGCGGUUUCCAUUCGUUGCUUACCAGAAUGGCGGUGGCGCUUUCCUUAUACCCUACAUUAUAGUCCUGAUUUUAAUUGGCAAACCUAUGUAUUACUUGGAAACAGUGCUGGGUCAAUUUAGUAGCAGUAAUUGUGUGAAAAUUUGGGGCCUUUCACCAGCUAUGAAAGGUACUGGAUACGCCCAGGCUUUAGGUGCUGGUUACGUGUUGUCUUAUUACGUCUCCAUUAUUGCUCUGUGUCUCUUCUAUCUGGCUAUGAGCUUUCAAGCCACACUGCCAUGGUCUGUAUGUCAGGAGGAGUGGAUAACAGAGUACAAUUGCAUUGAUGUAGACAAUGUGGUAGAUCCGGAUUCAAACGAAACUGCAACCAGCAGCGCCGAAUUAUAUUUCACACAUGUUGUACUACGGCAGUCGGAUGGCAUUCAUGAUGGUAUUGGGGCGCCAUUAUGGGACCUAUCACUAUGUUUACUAGCUUCCUGGCUCAUAAUAUUUUUCAUAGUAGCUCGCGGCGUUAAAAGCUCUGGAAAAGCCGCUUAUUUUCUUGCUAUAUUUCCGUACAUUGUCCUCUUCAUAUUAUUAAUAAGAGCCGUCACACUUGAAGGGGCUGGAAAAGGCAUUUUGUUCUUUAUAACACCUGACUGGGAUGAAAUCUUAAAAAUCAAGGUAUGGUACGCAGCGGUGACGCAAGUAUUCUUUUCUCUUUCCGUAUGCUCAGGCGCUCUUAUCAUGUUUGCUUCCUAUAAUGGAUUUAAACAAAAUGUAUACAGAGACUCCAUGAUUGUCACCACACUGGAUACUUUUACUAGUUUAAUAUCUGGUAUUACAAUAUUCGGCGUACUAGGCAACUUGGCUCAUCAGCUUGGGGAGCCUGAUAUUGGUAAGGUAGUCGGUUCCGGAGGGACAAGUUUAGCUUUUGUUUCCUACCCAGAUGCGAUAGCCAAAUCUCCGUUUGUUCCGCAGCUUUUCUCCGUUCUCUUCUUCUUGAUGAUGGGUGUGUUGGGUGUUGGGUCAGGAGUAGCGUUACUGUCCACUAUUAAUACUAUAUUACUGGAUGCUUUUCCAAGAAUUCCUACAAUUUAUAUGUCUACAAUGACAUGCACUGUAGGCUUCUUAGUGGGACUAAUUUAUGUAACGCCGGGUGGACAGUACAUAUUAGAGUUAGUAGAUUAUUAUGGAGGAACGUUUAUGAGGUUGUUUGCAGCCAUAGCGGAAACUAUUGGCGUUUUCUGGAUUUAUGGUCUGGAGAAUCUGUGUAUAGAUAUAGAAUUUAUGCUUGGCAUCAAAACGUCCUUUUAUUGGCGAAUUUGUUGGGCCAUCAUGACACCACUGAUGAUGAUCGCUGUGUUUUCGUACGCCAUGUACACCACGGAAGCUUUGAAGUUUGGUGGUGAAUAUAUAUAUCCAAGGGCAGCGUACAUUGCCGGUAACAGUAUGCAAUAUGUGGGGAUGGCUUUGAUUCCUCUAUUUAUUUUUAUAGCAUUUUGGAAAUACAGAUCUGACAACUGCGCCGAGACCGUAAAAACUUCCUUUAGAAAGAAACCCACUUAUGGUCCAAUAGAAACCGAAACCCGAGAUCAAUGGCGUGAAUUCCGUGAGGAAGUGAAAUAUGAUCGCGAAUUGAAACGUAAAAAUUGGCUACACCACAUUGGACUAAGUUUAAUUGGCGGGUAUCGAAGGAACGCAUGAGAUAUAUU